Rhodamnia argentea is the source of this 1324-nucleotide messenger RNA. RefSeq names its product annexin D4. The record is from RefSeq and is a predicted model, not a curated record. The transcript is spliced from 6 exons. Lineage: Eukaryota; Viridiplantae; Streptophyta; Magnoliopsida; Myrtales; Myrtaceae. Gene Ontology annotation, molecular function: calcium ion binding; calcium-dependent phospholipid binding. Gene Ontology annotation, cellular component: cytoplasm. Bases 155 to 1105 code for a protein of 316 amino acids.
CAGAACGAAGAUAAACGUCAUUGCACGAUCCGACCCGGCGCGAGGAAGCGAGGAGACGAAUACGAUGGCUCAGUCUGAUGAACUCGAAGCUCUCACCAAAGCCUUCUCAGGUCUCAUCUAUCCGCUCGAUUGAAUCGUCUACUGGUGACUGUGGAUGAGGAUUCUGAUUCGAAGUUGUUCUGUCAUCGUUUCGAUGUUCUUCCGUUUUGCAGGACAUGGAGUUGAUGAGAGGACACUGAUCACGGUGUUGGGGAAGUCGCACCCUGAGAAGAGGAAAUCCUUCAGGAAGGCCACCCCGCACUUCUUCAAAGAGGAUGAGAGAAGCUUCGAGAGGUGGGACGAUCACAGGAUCAAGCUCCUCAAGCAGGAGUUCAUGCGAUUCAAGAAUGCUGUGGUCCUCUGGGCCAUGCAUCCUUGGGAAAGAGAUGCGCGUCUCAUGAAGGAAUCCUUGACAGAAGGUCCAGAUUCUUAUAACGUCCUCAUAGAGGUCGCCUGCACGAGAUCGUCGGAGGAACUACUGGGGGCAAGAAGGGCUUACCACUCCCUCUUUGAUCACUCGAUCGAGGAAGAGGUUGCUUCCCACGUCCAUGACCCCGAACGCAAGCUAUUAGUGGCGCUAGUCAGUGCAUAUCGGUAUGAAGGGUCAAAUCUUAAGGAAGACAUAGCGAAAUCCGAGGCAAAGAUUCUUUUGAAUGCCAUCAAGAGCUCUGAAAAGAAGACCCAGGAUGAAGAAGUCAUAAGGAUACUAGCGACGAGAAGCAAGCCCCAUCUUAAGGCAGUCUAUAAAGAUUACCAGGAGAUCAGUGGCAGUACCCUUGAUGAAGAUCUUAAAUGUGACUUGAGACUACAAGAGACGGUGCAAUGCCUAUGCACUCCUGAAAGAUAUUUUAGCCAGGUUUUGGACUUGGCAUUAAGAACUGAUUCAGACAAAAGCACAAAGAAGGCAUUGACUAGAGUAAUCGUGACCCGAGCUGAUGUUGAUGUGAAGGAGAUCGACGAAGAGUUCAACAAGUUGUACGGAGUCCCCUUGUCCAAAAAGAUUGAAGAUACAGCUAAUGGGAACUACAAGGAUUUCUUGCUCACGUUGAUAGCUAAAGGAGACUGAUCCUGAUAAAAGAAUCAGCUGGAUUGAUUGAGAAUGGCUCAACUUUGAGUCCUGAACAUGUUGAUGUGGUGGGGAUGUUUCCUGAAUUAGCUCGUUCCCUUCCUGUGCACAUCAUUUUGAAGCUUCCUUGUGCUUGUAUCCGUCUUUUGUAAACUGAUAAAGAGCCUAAUAAAAAGUGUCCGGAGCCGAAAACCCUUUUGAGUUGGUUUUAAGUUUUCA